This is a messenger RNA of Lytechinus pictus (painted urchin), 4944 nucleotides long. RefSeq lists its product as uncharacterized. The transcript is spliced from 6 exons. NCBI's taxonomy places the organism in Eukaryota, Metazoa, Echinodermata, Echinoidea, Temnopleuroida, Toxopneustidae. The coding region runs from base 238 to 1347 and encodes 369 amino acids. The record is from RefSeq and is a predicted model, not a curated record.
ACCCAUCAUGCUUAUACUUGAACUCAGGUUGGGCGAGGACAAAAGCGAAAGAAGCUAGACCUGUUAAUGGACUUUGAAUCCAAACCAAACGCUAUUUUGCCGCCAUUGAAUAGGACCGAACGGGCACGCACGUCUGCGCCAGACUAAGUUGGGCGGAAGAUCGGGACACUGCAGUAUCCAGCGAGUUUGAAAAUUUUUGAGAUAGUUCUGGAUUAGGGCAAACGUCAUCUCCCCAAGAUGGAUAAUAUUUGGAAGAAAGCCAUCUUUAUCCUUCUAGUGAGCUGGAUUUCAUUUAAAGACUGUGAUGGACAGGAAGUUACAGCUCCCGACAGCACGACAUUUUGGAUGGAUGACGGGUCUGACUCCCUCUCUUGUCGCGUGAUGGGAAGCCCACCACAAGUCACGUGGAGUAUUGGGGCGGAUAAUCUUCUUGCGAGCUGGACCGAAAAUGAUGGAGUCACAUUGCCUAAAACUGGCGGGAAAUACAACAUGACUGUGGACGGGCAGGAAUUUGAUUUGUUAAUUGAUAACAUAUCUCUCUCAGAUGCUCAAAGUUACACGUGUGCCGCUGUGGGAGAUGGUUCGGUGAACUUUGAUGUAGUGGAAGUAAAAGUUUACCGUGAGGCUAGCGAGCCAGAAAUUGAAGAAUGUCCGACGAACAACGAAGUCGAUGAUGACUGCCGUAUUGACGUCGCCAACGAAACAAUCAUGACGAACCUGACAUGCAGCGUCAAGCAUUUCUUCCCUAAUGUGACGAUCACGUGGUCUUCGACUGGCGGCCCCAUCGAUCCAAUCAACAUCGACUGGCAGCUUGGUGAUGAAGGGUGCUACUGUGCGUCCGUUACGAUCGAGACCAGUCCGCAAGACGACGCGUACGUCUGCACUGUGACCGGGAAAGCCCUCCGCGAUGAGAGCACGAAAUCAUUACGAGCUUUGGUGCGGGUCUACGAGGAUGGGGUGAAACCCACCACGAGAGACCCGGAUGGUGAUGAUGGUGGCGACGGUGGUUCAGAUAAUAUCGGUAUGAUCGUGGGCAUCGUCAUCGGGUGCGUAUUCCUUGUCAUCAUCGUAAUCUUCAUCAUCUACGCUGUGAGAGUUAAGAAGCGUGAACAAGCUGUGAAGGGAGGUAAAAAUUACAAAUACACGAAACAUGCUAAACAAGCUGCGACCACGGAGGAAGAUGACGAACGAAGAGCGGGCGAAUCAAGGACAACAACUGGAAAAGACUGGAGCCCGGAAACGAAAGACAGCGAUGGUGGUGGUGGUGGCGGUGAAAGUGGCAGUGGUGGUGGUGGAGGUGGUGGUGGUGGAUCGAGUCAUGAUGAUGGAGGUGGCAAUGAUGAUUGAUGGUCGAAAUGAACAAAAAACAUAAUUUUCUCAUUUAUAAUCGCAGGCAUUCUUUUAUCAAACGUCGAUGCAUGUCUCUUAAAAUGUGAAAGAAGGAAAAUGGUAUAGUAAUGUAUCUUUAUAAAUGAAACAAAAGUUGUCCCCCGAAAAGCAACAUCAGACUGACGGUUCAAAUGGUAUGUGACGUUUCUCGUUCCGUCUUCAUUUCAUUUAUUUCCAUUAAAAACAUAAGUAAAACAAAUACAUGCAAGAGAAAGGGUUAUAAAUAUUAAGUAUGUUUGUUUUUUCCAUUACGGCUUGAAGUCGAACCCGUAGCCAGGACGGGGGGGGGGGGGGGUCGAACGAAACCCCUAAAAUCGUCAAAAUUAAGAAAAUAUGGGAUGGAAAGGAGAACAGAAAAGAAAGGAGAAGAGAUCGAACCCUGUAAUCGAAAACAAUGGCUACGGGUCUUUGAUUCUUUUCUUAUAGUUUAAAGAUACAUGCCUCUUUGAUUGAUAAAAUAAUGCCUUAAAAAAUUCCCAGCUCUCUAAGAAGCAUAUAUAAGUAGCUAUACUACCCGAAAUUUGCCAAGUUUGUUUAUUCAAAGCCCUUUAUUGCCCUUUCCUUUCACUUCGGUGCCUGCCAGUGAAUUAGUAGUAUAUAUUUCGAAUUCCACUCAGUAUUGUUAGCGAUAAAAAUGUUUUGUUUGACUAAUGCUCACAUGCACAAGGCAAGCCACAAGAGGACCAAUCAUUGAUGUUAAUAUGUCACCCAAAUGACGCCCGUGUGCUUUGGUCACUAGGGCAAGUUUGUAAGUAGGUUUAAAUAGUUCUUAGGUCAGAAAUGUUUUGAUGAAACUGAUGCAAUUCAAUUGAUUAUAAGAUACUGUACGAAAUUUAACUCAGAGCAGCUGAUUUGGUGUUUUUGUAAUUUUUUUAAAGAUAAGAUUUUGCUCAUAAAAUAUGCUUGUGCGACACUGAGAUUUUAGAGGGUGUGACAUCUUGGUGAUAUUUUGGUAUGGAAAAUUUGAUAAUCCGGGGCGUACACAUCUUUAAAAGUAACAUUAUCCAACAAAGUGAGUUGGCUGCAGCUUCCACGAUCCUUGCAAUGAGAUAUCAUAAUUUUUCUAUCAAUUGUAAUUAUGAUUAUAGUUAGUGUAUUUAUCAUAACAGUGCGCCUCGGAAUAAAUUGUUUCUAUGUAGAUGGCGCUAUAUAUUUAUGUCUAUUAUUUUGUUUAUUCAGUUUUGAAGAAAUAUUUUGGAGUAGCUAGAUUCAGAAGAGCUGGAAUGUAAAUACCAUUUUUUAAGGGGUGUACUCAUUUCUGUUGGACAUCGUCUAUCUACAAUUUACCAAAUUUUCAGAUUUUUUGUUAUUGUAAGCAAUAAAAAAAAAAGAAUUGUUAAAUGUUAUAGCCCUGACUCUUCUUCAGCAGUUCAGCCGAGCUCGCUUUCUAUAUAGCGCCCUCUAAAUGUCGUGACGCACAUACUUUAACAAAUAAAUUGUUGGUUAUUAGCAAACACAAACGUGAUAAAUAUAAAGGCAAAAUGAAAGAUGUUUUGCAUUAGCGGAUGAUAAAGAUAGAGAGAGUGUGUUAAGUUGCGCGUGCGCGUGUGGGUGCGUGAGAGAGAAGACGGUGUGCGUACCCUAUUUUGUGAGUUUAUUUAAAUCUGCUUUGCUGUCCAGUAGAUUUUGUCAUAUAUGAUUUACUAUUUGUUUUCCUUUCAAAAUAACGAUAAGAGUUUGAAUUGACCCAUGUCGGUCGCAAAUCUUAUAGAGCAAACGGAUAUGUUCUCAAGAUCAGGAUAAUAAGAUAAUGAUUUCUUUUUGUAGAAAAAACACUAUUUUUUUCUUAAAAAUAUUCAUGUUUAUGACUGUGAUUACUUUCUUGCUGUCGCUUUUUAUGUUUGGUUGUUGUCAUCUACUUUUCAUCAGUUUUGGGUGUCAUCAAAUUUUUGUACUUCGUGUAUUUUGUCGCCUUUACGAUAAACCUUUCCUACUAUUAUUACAUUUUAGUUCAAUUGAGUUUCAUUCUAUAAACUGUUUGAACAUUCAUUACUCAAUAUUGAUUCUACCAAACUAUUUUUGAAAAGGAUCUUUCAUUAAGUAAUAUUUGUAGUUAGACCCAUAUUCGGUUCAUUGUUUAAUUACUUUCAAUUCGUUCCACGGAUGAAUUUCAAAAUGAAUAAGAUAUUAAAUAGUAAAAGGAAAGUGUCGCUGUUUAUUGCUUUAUGUUUUGUGCCGGCCGGGUUUUGUGUUGUUCGAAUUGUUUAUAUAAGGGAAGGCAGAAACACACGCACACACACCCACACACACUAAGAAGUAGGGGUGCAAGAAAGGUGCAACUUUGCAGGAAAAGGAGCACCUUUCACUUGCCACCGCGCAUGCGCAGGCCUGCGGCGGGUGAUUGGGGUGCAAAUUUGAACCUCGCGUAUAGUCUAGGUUCCUUUCACACUCGAUCCUUAUUAAAAUGCUCGCAAAGCUAAACCUGCUCGGCAAUGAAAAAUACACUUUGUCUUGUUUGUGCGUCUAGCAUGUCUAGUAAACGUGUAAUGGCAAUAAAACUGUAUUUUUACUUGCGGAAUUGCUCCUAAAUAAUGUCGUAUAGAGUUGAUCUGUUUAUAGGGUCUGGGAACAAUCUAUGCUGACAUCGUACGUGUUGAGGGGUCUGUGAAAUAACAAAAUAAUUGCAUAAUUCGAAUACUAUGAACAUGUUAUGCUUGUCAUGACUGUUUUGGGAAAAGUGAUUGUUAGAAAAGUGGGAUAAGCAUUAUUAUAUUAUAUUAUUAAGUUUUAUAUGGAGAAUCAGGUCAUUUGGUAAAGAUAGUAAUUUUAGUGACUGUUUCAAUAAGCUUUUUGUAAAUCCUUAUAUAUGGAGAACCAAACGUUGCAAUUAUAGGUGUGUUACCCCCACACACGAUCCACCAUUUCUUUCCUGUUUGUGCCAAUUAUUGCGGUAUUAAAAAUUAAUCACUCUGAUUAUGUGCAGUUGCAGAAGAAUUCCGUAACCGCCUGCAAAUUUGGCCAACCAGAUGUAGUGGACGGCCAGAUACGGUGGUAUCCUGAUAGGAAAACUGAGGCAAGUUGAUUCCGCGGCCGAUUAGAUGUCACACUGGGUGCACCCUUACGGUGCAACUUUGUUUCCUUUUGAAAAGGUACAACUUUGUACUUUUCUUGAAGGUGCAAAUAAUAACCUUUGCACCUUUCAGAGAGAUGCAAAGUUGUGUCUUUGCAUCUUGGAGGUGCUUCCAAUGUGACAGCUGGUCAAAGUUGAACCUAUUUUUCUUAUUGUGUAAGUUGUAGUUCUCUCUAAAUACAAUCUAAUCCCUAAUAACACUCCACUUGGAGUGAUACUGGGGACCAAUUCCUUUGGAGUGAAAUGUAUAUUCUUAUGGAGUGAAUUAUGACCCCCUUUUGCAGUGAACUACAAGGAGUGGCACAUGCAAUUCACUCCAAAGGAAUUGGUCCCUAGUAUCACUCCAUCAGGAGUGUUAUCGGGGACAAGAUUAGUUAUUUUGCAUUUAAAGAGUAGUACUAGUAAGUCGUUUACCCCUCUUCUCUCUUUUUUCUCUCUCUUCCUCUUAGUUUCAUGAAUAAAUCUUCUUGAACUUAAAACACUGA